CCCCGACCGUAUCUUAUAACUAUGUUCAAUGCACUCCACCUAUGACGCUUUACAAACAGGUUACUCUAUUGGUCAGCCUCUAAUGCCCUCCUUUCCAUCCCCUCAAAGCCCAUAGAUUCUGACUCGCCCUUUCUUUCUCAGCUCCAUCCCCACCGGAAGAAGUUUUCUCCUCAAGCGACAGAGCAAUAAUGGGGCCCGUAGCAGCCAUUCAUGUCUUCAUUUUCGCUCUCUUGAUUUCCAUUUCCGGUGCAGUGAUUUCCAGCGAGGUGGGCAUAAACUACGGUCAGCUAGGAAACAAUCUCCCAUCUCCUUCAAGGUCAGUGGAGCUUAUCAAAUCUCUCAAAGCCAAGCGAGUCAAAAUCUACGAUGCCAAUCCAGACAUUCUCAAAUCUCUCAAAAACACCGACAUCCAGGUCUCCAUUAUGGUCCCUAACGCCCUCAUACCGAACAUCUCCAAGAGCCAAUAUUUCUCAGACCAGUGGGUUAAAACCAAUGUUGUCCCUUACUACUCAGAUGUCAAAAUCCGAUAUCUCCUCGUCGGAAACGAAAUCCUCACCAAUCCUGACACGGGUACAUGGUUCAACCUCGUACCUGCCAUGCGUCGAAUCAAGAUUUCCUUAACAAGACACAACAUCCGCAAAAUCAAAGUGGGCACUCCAUCAGCAAUCAACGUUCUUGAAUCUUCGUUUCCACCGUCAAACGGCACGUUUCGUUCAGACAUUUCGGGUACGGUCAUUAAACCGAUGCUGCAAUUCUUGAACCGGACCAAGUCGUUUUUUUUCAUUGACUUCUACCCUUUUUUCGCUUGGUCCGAAAACGCACAUAACAUCAGUUUAGACUACGCUCUUUUUAAUGCCCAGAAUGUAACUUAUACGGACCCGGGUACAAACUUGACCUACACAAACCUCUUUGACCAAAUGUUUGAUGCUGUCGUUUUUGCGAUGAAACGCCUCGGGUAUCCGGGUAUUCGGGUUUUUAUAGCAGAAACGGGCUGGCCAAAUGGUGGAGAUUUUGAACAAUUCGGAGCCAAUAUUUACAACUCUGCCACGUACAAUCGCAACGUUGUAAAAAAGCUAGCCACAAUACCAGUAAUCGGCACCCCAGCCCAGCCCGGUGUGGUCAUACCCGCUUUCAUCUUUUCGUUGUACAACGAGAACCAAAAACCAGGUCCGGGAACGGAGCGACAAUUUGGGUUGUAUUAUCCGAAUGGGACAGAAGUGCUCGAGAUUGAUUUGAGUGGGAAGACACCGCUUUCGGGGUAUAAAAAGCCGUUGCCGUUGCCAACCAAUAAUGAGCCUUAUAAAGGGAAGCUAUGGUGUAUUGUGGCUAAGGAAGCCAACAGGAGCGCAGUGAAAGAUGCCUUAGCAUGGGCUUGUUCACAGGGGAACACAACCUGUGACAAGAUCCAACCCGGGAAAGGGUGUUAUAAACCGGUUUCAUUGUUUUGGCACGCGAGUUAUGCGUUUAGUUCGUAUUGGGCCGAAUUUAAGAAGAUUGGUGGGGUCUGCUCUUUCAACGGGCUGGCUACAACGACGGUUAAGGACCCAAGUUUUGGACAGUGCAAGUUCCCAAGUGUAACUCCUUGAGCGCUGUCUGUCCCUCUUCUGUAAAGCUAACGAGGAUGAUGCAGGAACUCACUCCCUGCCUAGGAUAUGUUGGAAUUAAAGGAACCAAGCAUUUCAUUGCUAUACACCCCUUUUAAUUGCUUUCACUAUUGAAAUAAGAUCAUCAUUUUUUCUAAUUAUUUCCGGUUCUUAUCUAAAUACAAUUCGCAAUUCAACCAUUAUCAGAGUGGGCACCUAAAUCACUUUCCUUUAUUA
Molecule: messenger RNA, 1820 nt
Organism: Populus euphratica (Euphrates poplar)
Lineage: Eukaryota; Viridiplantae; Streptophyta; Magnoliopsida; Malpighiales; Salicaceae
Product: probable glucan endo-1,3-beta-glucosidase A6
Exons: 3
Coding region: 189-1586 (465 amino acids)
Biological process (GO): carbohydrate metabolic process
Molecular function (GO): hydrolase activity, hydrolyzing O-glycosyl compounds
Source: RefSeq, a predicted model, not a curated record